AUGUACAACAUGUUAGUAAAUGGGUUUAUUGCAAAAGGGCAGUUUGAUGAAGCUAAAGCAAUUGUGAGUGAAAAGAUGUCCAUUAAUGGCUGUCAUCCCGAUAUUCAUACAUACACUUCACUCAUUCAUGGUCUUUGCAAAACUGGGCAUUUGGUUUCAGCUUAUGAUUUGAUGAAAGAAAUGGAAUCAAAAGGUUAUGAGCCCAACACAAUCACUUACACAAUCUUGAUUAAUGGAUUUUGUAAGAAUCGAAGAUUUGAUGAAGCAAGUGAGGUGAUUCAAGAAAUGUCACAAAAGGGGUUGAGUUUAAACACAAUUGGAUACAAUUCAAUCAUACAUUCGUUAUGUAAGUAUGGUGAUGUCUAUAAAGCUGUAAACAUGUUUGAAGAAAUGCGUAUGAAUGGAUGCAAACGCGACAUUUUCACUUUCAAUUCACUAAUAUUUGGGUUAUGUGAGAUUGAAAUGAUUCAACAUGCAUUGAGAAUGUGUCAAAAAGACAUGGUGUUGGAAGGUGUUGUUGCGGAUACUGUAACUUACAACACUUUGAUUCGUUCUUUUCUUAAACAAGAGAUGGAGCUGUUGAAAAAGCAUACGAUGUUUUUGGGAAGAUGA
Messenger RNA from Lactuca virosa, 612 nucleotides. NCBI's taxonomy places the organism in Eukaryota, Viridiplantae, Streptophyta, Magnoliopsida, Asterales, Asteraceae. The record is from the annotation of a GenBank genome assembly.